GUUUCAUCCUUUCACCCACGGCAUAAGCGUCAGCCGCGAGCAGUGAUUUCAAGCCAGCCAUGCGUGCUAAUGCAUAUUAUCAUUAAUAUCACUUCGCCAAAGACGGCGUGGGCUUCAAUUUCGCACACGGCUGGCGAAGCGUUCGCAUCUGAACGCCAUUUUCUGGCUUUGCUACUGAAAUUCCUUUCUAAUCUCCUAUAAAAGUUUUCGCCAGCAAACACCAAGGAGCCGCCCACCACACGUCAAAUUAGAAUAGUUAGCCGAAAAGAUAAGCAAAGCGGUGAGCAGAUAGAUCGCGCUGAUAAGGCAUCGGGUAGCAGUCUUCUCCUGAGAGAGUUGCGAUGCGGUUGCCCGACAGGGCGUGCGAAGUUGUUGCGGCACAAAUCACAGGAGACUAAUUUGCCUCUCUUCCCUCAGAGCUGUCAACAUUCCUCAUAUCAAUCGCCUGCUCCUGCUGCUUCGUGGUACUCGCUGUGACAAUGGGCAUAAAAUUUCCGUGGUUCCGGCGGCAGAUGCGCCUUGGCAAUGUUAGCCAAAUGACAGCCACCCUGGAAGCUAACGCCAGGAAAGAGCCUUCCGCUCGUUCGACAAACGUUCCAACGCAGGGAGUGUUCAAGCGAUGGGACAUGGAUGAGUCAGGUCCGCCACCUGAGCCACCUAGAGUGGUCAUCAGGAAGGACAGACCGGCGCCUCCAGUGCCGAGGACCCAGUCUUUGCCUCCAUCCAGUCGAAAGACGGAGCCGAGAAGGAGCGAACCGCCGCCAGUGGUGCCUCAGAGGACGUCGAGCACCAAGGAGGAUCGCAGAAAGGAGAAGCUAAUGCGGAAAGCCGAAGAGGAGAGAAUGAAGGAGCUGAAGAAGCGAGAGGUAGAGCAGCGAAGGGCCGAGGAGAAGGCGUUGCGGAAGAGCCAGAAAGUAAAAAAACGCGCAAGCGAGCCAUCGCGACCAAAAGAAGCCGUCGAGGAAGUUCCUCCUCUGCCUGUCUCGCCAGUGCCCGAUUUGCCACAAAGCAACCAAGCGCCACAGUUGCCACCGAAACAGGGUCCCAGGAGGCUGCUUCAGACAGACUUAGACGGUCCUUCCAACACGGUCGACGCUCCCGUGCCAGUUAUAGAAGCUUUUAACAACGAUCGCCUGAAGGCUGCAGGCAUCUACAAGACGUCAAGCGCUAGCGAAAAAGAGAAUGCACGUCUCAAAAAAUCAAAAGAACCCCCCAAAAAGACAGUGGAGCCUCCCAAAAGAGUAGCUGAACCACUUGCCAGGGAAGUGGAACCUGUUGAAAGGGUCGCUGAGGUCCCACCAGGUAAUGCAUUUGUGGUGUCAGGCACAGAAGCCAAGGGGAAGAAAAAGGACAAAAAGAAGGAAAAGAAAAAGACCAAAGAAGCGCCAAAGAGCGAACCACCAUCGAGGCGCAAUCCGCGGGCAGUGCUAGCGUCUUCUAGCUCAGUGGAGUCGCCACCUUUGUACUCGGUUGAGAUGCCACCCUCGCCGGCGUAUGAAGCCAUCAACGAAAAAGAGCUUUUCAAAAAGAUGAAAAGCCACAACAACUGGGAAUCUGAACCGGCAUCAGUAAUGAGUCUUGAACCACCUGUGGCGACCACGAUGCCCAGGAGCCCGCGCCCGGUCGCGAAAAUUCAGAGCAAGCCGCGUCUACCAGCCAAGAAAAAGGCAGCAGCUCCCCGGCCGGUUCCAGUGUCUCCGCCGCGCAUUUACACUCCGCCAGCAACCCCACCUCCCGAGUAUGGUAACGAGAUUUUCCCUAGGAUCGACCACCACAGCCUCGCAUUCGAGAACGACGGCAUUUUGAGCUUCCGAUUGCCAGACGCCCCCGAGCCGAUCGAGGUGCACCCCAGCUUUUUAGCUUUUGUGCACAGCGACGAGUCUGACGAGUGCGACGCGUGAUUCAAAUUUUUUCUAAUAAAUUUAUUGUGUCGUUUGUGCAAUUCAAAGCAUUCGUCUCCGUAGUGCUAUCGCUGUAAAUACUGACAUAAUCUCAAGAUAACGCCAAACGCUGUUGUCAAUGAUACGACGGGCGACGGGCGCAGCUUUUUUAAUUGUUGCGCUCGAUAAAUAGCAACGAUCCUAUUAUCAUAGCCCGCACCAAUUUGCACGCAGCGCUGAUCUAUUGAAAAAUUCAUGAGGCGAUGGCGGAACACUGCAACACCCAAAUUAUGAUCGCUCUUUGUGGGUGCGCGCAUUCAAAAUUCAACAAACACAAAGCAGAUUAUCCUGCGUCUGUAGAGUGAUAUUUGCACACUGAAUGAGACUCGCGCGUCUAUUCUGGUUACAUAGCUAAAUAAACAAUGCUGCAUGCGCUAA
Molecule: messenger RNA, 2318 nt
Organism: Cloeon dipterum
Lineage: Eukaryota; Metazoa; Arthropoda; Insecta; Ephemeroptera; Baetidae
Product: neurofilament heavy polypeptide-like
Exons: 2
Coding region: 480-1901 (473 amino acids)
Source: RefSeq, a predicted model, not a curated record